Messenger RNA from Racocetra persica, 131 nucleotides. The record is from the annotation of a GenBank genome assembly. Lineage: Eukaryota; Fungi; Glomeromycota; Glomeromycetes; Diversisporales; Gigasporaceae.
GUUCAAGUAGUCAUUGUAGUAAACAUUGUCCUAGCUAUAACGAGAAGAAUAUUGAUAAUUGGAAGCAGGUGUGCCCUAAGUGUAAAUCUUGUCUACCUACGUUAACAGAAAUGUCAAAAGAUGAUGAUAAG